AUGCUCCCUUCGUGCUCACUUGCUUUCUCGAUAAGUCGAUAACUGGUACUAUAUAGGCCUGCAUCGUGGGUUGUAUACGACUGCAUCGGUAAGAAAUUGUGUCAGUCGUGUUCGUCCAACCAACCGGGUUAGUCUAUUCCGUGCCCCUUGUACACAACCGCCCUCUCCCCCCAACACCCACAUUGGUAGAAAAAAAGGCCAUCGUUCAGCAAUGACUCGAUAUCCGGGUCGAAGUACGGGAAUUGGUGCUGAUAGACCACCUUUACCUAACGUGCUACCAGUGCCCGCUACUCUCGGAACACCCAUUACGGAGGCCACAGCAAUCGCCCUGAGACAGAUCGUCUUUGGCCAAUGUCCGUGUUUGGUGCGCUCGGAAUUCUUCUCACGUGGCCCGGGCAUGGUCUUCCGCGAAGCAGAACAGCAGCUUGCCUACGGACUAACGUUCAUCGGCGGCGAUAUGACUCCCCUGGCUCGAUCCGUCCUAAUGAUAGUUCAAGCGCAGGUCCUGAGAACGCUACUCUUUGAAACGGAUCCGAACAAAACCUUAAAAUCACGAAGAGAUCCUUUAGAGCCGACGAGAACGAUACAGAAAGAAGCUCUUGUGGCAGCUCUAGCCGACAUCAUCUGGCGGGCCGGAAGUGGACAAGGCGUACUCUGUUUACCAAGCAAAUCUGGUGUAUAUCUCCCAGAGUCUCCCCAGUUCAAUCAAGACGGAGUGACUGAAAAAUUGCAGCUGGUACCUUUCGGAAAGUGGGAUGAACUCGUAACCGUGCUACGCCGAUAUAUUUACAUAUUCCAAGAAGAACCUGGCCCGGCUGUCCUUCUUUUACUGUACAGCGCCGUUUUAUCCAGAGGCUUGGAUCGAGUGAACGAAGACCUGAUGGGACGAGCGGCGAAUUAUAGCGGACUGACAAACAGAAGCCAUCUGGUGAGUUUUAAGGGUAGCAUUUCUAACAGUGUGAUAUGCUUGCUCAUGACCGGAAGAGCUAGUCAGUAUUUGCAUAACGGUGUCCAAUACCGAGGAGAUGAAGAUAAUGCGGCUGUUGCGGAAACGGGAGUGUUAAUUCGGUCACCACUCGGCCUCCUCUUAUGGAUGGGCAACGAGGAAAAGACACAAGCUGCUAAUCUUGGAUCCCGAUUAAAAACACCAAUCUUUCCUGUUUGGCUGGUGAUCUGUUGCGACCAAACUGGCCUUUUAUUUUGCUUAGACCGUGCUCUGAUGAGGGAUUACCGAAACGAGUACAAGUACGUAAUCUAAAAAUUUACGCGUCAAAAGUUAAACCCAAAGGACACUGUCCUCACUGUCACCCUCAUUUCUGUUUGAAGCUUCCAGUUGCAUUACUUCACCAGUUCUCAUUACCAGACAAGUGAAACCAUUUUGAACAUAAGCACCCGCGGAUUUGAAGAAACGGAUGC
This is a messenger RNA of Daphnia pulicaria, 1416 nucleotides long. Its product is annotated as inactive ubiquitin carboxyl-terminal hydrolase MINDY-4B-like. Lineage: Eukaryota; Metazoa; Arthropoda; Branchiopoda; Diplostraca; Daphniidae. The record is from RefSeq and is a predicted model, not a curated record. The transcript is spliced from 7 exons. Gene Ontology annotation, biological process: protein K48-linked deubiquitination. Bases 212 to 1258 code for a protein of 348 amino acids. Gene Ontology annotation, molecular function: K48-linked deubiquitinase activity; cysteine-type deubiquitinase activity.